Messenger RNA from Acanthamoeba castellanii str. Neff, 999 nucleotides. Its product is annotated as rhodaneselike domain containing protein. The record is from RefSeq and is a predicted model, not a curated record. Gene Ontology annotation, cellular component: mitochondrion. The transcript has 8 exons. The coding region runs from base 1 to 999 and encodes 332 amino acids. Gene Ontology annotation, molecular function: thiosulfate-cyanide sulfurtransferase activity. NCBI's taxonomy places the organism in Eukaryota, Discosea, Longamoebia, Acanthamoebidae. Gene Ontology annotation, biological process: transsulfuration.
AUGGAGCCGACGUUGGUCACCAGCGAGUGGGUGAAGUCCCGCAUUGCCGAGGGCACGCAUGCUUCCAAGGUGGUCGACUGCUCGUGGUUCCUUGUCCCGCCCUCGUCGCCUCACCGCCCCGUCCUCGCUGGAGCGGCGUACUUUGAUGUGGACGACGUGGCGGACCGGUCGGAGGACAAGAGCCCCUCGCCCCACAUGCUGCCCUCGCCCGACCAGUUCGCCGCGUGGAUGGACCGCCACGGCAUCACCCCUGACGAUCACGUGCUCCUGUACGACCACUCCAACGGCCUCCUCACUGCGUCUGCUCGCGUCUGGUGGACCUUCCGCGUGUUCGGGCACGGUCGGGUGUCGGUGCUGGAGGGCGGCUACGCGGGCUGGCCCGCUGGACUGGAGAUCCCGGCUCAAUGGCGCAUCGUCGUGCCAUCCGACGUGCCGAGCGGUGCCGCCCCCGCCUCCUACCCGGCCUCCUACCACCCCGAAUUGGUGUGGGGCCAAGAAGACGUGCUCAAGCACAUCGUGAGCGCUGGCAAGCAGGACGACGGCCGCCGCCACAUCCUCCUCGACGCCCGCCCCGGCGAGCGGUUCCUCGGCCAGGCCGGUGAGCCGCGAAGGGGCGUGCCCAGUGGAAGCGUGCCCGGUUCUGUGUCGUUUCCCUUCCCCCAACUCUUCCGCAAGGUGGAGCGCACGAACGAGCGGGGCGAGGUGGAGGCCGUGCAUCUGCUCAAGAGCCGCGAGGAGCUCGUCGAGCUGUUCGCCCAGCGGGGCGUGCCCAUCGCCGACAAGAGCGGGGAGCAGACGCAUGACGAGGUGGCGGUGGCGGCCAUGUGCGGGUCAGGCGUGACCGCGUGCCCGCUGGCCCUCGUCCUCUACACCUUUGGCCGCCCCGACGUGCCCAUCUACGACGGCUCCUGGACGGAGUGGGCGUUCACGGCCCACCCGAAGCAGCACCUGCAGCAGCUCCCGCCCGACGUCGUCCCGCUCCGCAAGUACCACCACUGA